GUGAACUCACCGCAGUUUGUUUACUUGUACAACGUUCUUCGACGCUGUCAUAGUUAGACGUGUUUUAUGCCACUCCUUCUUUGUCUUACUUUGUCCACCAAACUUUUUAUACAGCGCGUGAAUGCACAAAGGGGUUUCUGAAGACAAGAAGGAACAGCCAGUGCAAAAGCAAGGCAGGUGUGUGUCAUGGUCAGCGUGAGCCUCUGAUAAAGGACAAAGUCAAUGGAGGCGAGACGGGACGUGGAGGAGGAGAAGGAAGAGGAGGAUGACGACGAGGAGGCGGUAAAAGCGAGCGCGAUGGGUUCAUUUCUCAGCUGAUGAGCUUCCUGAUCGGCUUCGUCAGUUUGGUGUUCUGCGGUCAUUUGGGUAAAACCGAGCUGGCCGGGGUAGCGUUAGCCAUAGCGGUGAUCAAUGUGUCAGGCAUCUCCAUUGGCAGUGGUCUGGCGUCCGCCUGUGAUACCCUCAUAUCUCAGACGUACGGCAGCGGCAACCUGAAGCGGGUGGGCGUGAUUCUUCAGAGGGGGGUCCUGAUUCUGCUGCUGGCCUGCUUCCCCUGCUGGGCCGUCCUCGUUAACACUCAGCCCCUCCUGCUCGCCGUCGGUCAGAAUGCAGACGUCGCCAGCCUGUCCCAGCUCUACGUGAAGAUCUUCAUGCCGGCUCUGCCAGCCACCUUCAUGUACCAGCUGCAGGGGAGGUAUCUUCAGAAUCAGGGCAUCAUGUGGCCCCAGGUGAUAACCGGCGCCAUCGGGAACAUAUUCAAUGCAAUCAUCAACUACAUCUUGCUGAAGGUGAUGGACCUCGGGGUGGCUGGCUCAGCUGCAGCUAACGUCAUCUCUCAGAUGUCCUUGGCUGUGUUUCUGUUCGUCUACAUGAUGGCCAAAGGUCUUCACAAAGCCACGUGGGACGGCUGGACGUCAGACUGCCUGCAGGAGUGGGGUCCCUUCCUGCGUCUGGCCAUCCCCAGCAUGCUGAUGACGUGUUUGGAGUGGUGGCUCUACGAGGUCGCCGGCUUCCUGUCGGGUUUGAUCAGCGAGGUGGAGCUGGGGGCCGAGUCCGUCGUGUACCAGAUGGCCGUCCUGGUCUACAUGUUCCCGUUGGGCUUCUCGGUAGCCGGCAGCGUCCGUGUAGGAAACAGUCUCGGUGGCGGGAACACUGAGCAAGCCAAGCUGUCCGGCAAGGUCGCCGUCUUGUGUGCACUCAUCGCCUCGUGCUUCGUCGGGGUGUUCCUCGCCGUGUCUCGGAAUGUCAUCGCUUACGUUUUCACCACAGACAAGGACAUCGUGGCGAGGGUGGCGGACGUCAUGUGGUUGUACGCCAUCAUCCACGUGGCCGACGCCUUCGCGGCGGUGACGGGAGGUAUCGUCAGGGGGGCCGGCAAGCAAAUGGUGGGAGCGGCGUGCAGUUUGGUGGGUUACUACGUGGUGGGCUUCCCCAUCGGAGUGUCGCUGAUGUUCCCCGUCAACAUGGGCAUCACGGGACUUUGGACCGGGUUCCUCAUCUGUGUGGUGAGCCAGUCGCUCUUCUACGCCAUCUUUUUGUACCGACUCAACUGGAAGAAUGCCACAAUGGAGGCGCUGGUACGAGCUGGAGUCCAGGUCCAAGAAACCGGCAAGAUCUUCGUGAUAGAAAACCAAGCAUGUGACCAGGAGCACAGUCCUUCCAGUCCCGCAGAGUCCAGGUCGGCCGAGUCAGACCACCCGGCCUUGUCCCUCAGCCAACUGGCGUUACGACGUGGACUCACGGUGCUCGCCAUGGUCGCCCUCCUCGUUGCCAGCGUCUUCGUCAGCGAGCUGCUAGUGGACCUCCAGUUGGCCGAGUGAACGGUGAGGGGACAAGAUCACAAAAAGCUUUGAUGGGCUGUGUCUCAAAAGAAACACAUGUACUUCUGUCAGUACACUUCACUUCAGUAAGUGCACACUUUGUUCAUCAGUGUGUAAACUUUGACGGCAUUACUGUCCUAAAUCAUUGUAUUUACUGGUUUUUCUUUUUCAUGUAGCCACCAAUUUAAAUACACCUUUCAGGCAUU
Entelurus aequoreus (snake pipefish) is the source of this 2026-nucleotide messenger RNA. Its product is annotated as multidrug and toxin extrusion protein 1-like. Gene Ontology annotation, cellular component: membrane. Gene Ontology annotation, biological process: xenobiotic detoxification by transmembrane export across the plasma membrane. The transcript is spliced from 18 exons. Lineage: Eukaryota; Metazoa; Chordata; Actinopteri; Syngnathiformes; Syngnathidae. Gene Ontology annotation, molecular function: antiporter activity; xenobiotic transmembrane transporter activity. Bases 318 to 1820 code for a protein of 500 amino acids. The record is from RefSeq and is a predicted model, not a curated record.